Messenger RNA from Gilbertella persicaria, 307 nucleotides. RefSeq lists its product as uncharacterized. Lineage: Eukaryota; Fungi; Mucoromycota; Mucoromycetes; Mucorales; Choanephoraceae. The record is from RefSeq and is a predicted model, not a curated record. The transcript has a single exon. The coding region runs from base 117 to 284 and encodes 55 amino acids.
UCCUUUCGAAAAGUUUGAUUCCAGUAAGUUACUCUGUUUUGAUUGCUCGGAAUACUUAUUUUUUUUCUCUCUAGUUACUUUGUACCACAUGGGUGAUUCUGAUUCUGAAUUAGACGAUGAAUAAGUUAUAUACACACAUACACACAUAUACACACAUGGCAUUAUACAUAUAUACACACGCACAAUACCCUAUUGACUCACAUAUACACUUUAUUCAUACUACGCUUUUAAGAAGAAGAAGAAGAAGAAAAAAGAAAAAAACAAAAACUGUUCUCUCAGUGUAAUAGAUUUAUAUUUAAUUGCAUAC